Haemonchus placei is the source of this 462-nucleotide messenger RNA. Lineage: Eukaryota; Metazoa; Nematoda; Chromadorea; Rhabditida; Trichostrongylidae. The record is from the annotation of a GenBank genome assembly.
AUGAAUUCGCAGUUCGUGCCCAAACCGUUCGAUAUGGCAACGAUUGAGCCUGAGGGCGUUGAAGAGGUGCAAGCAGAUCAAAUCGAUACGUUUUGGCUGGUUCCAGGCCAACUACCGUCGUCUCGAUAAGACCGAUUGAGUCGUCCUGUGCCAGGAUCGUUUCUAGGCUUGGGCCACGAUGAGAAUAGCAACCAACCAGUUCUGACGACUCUAGGCCACCUUCGCAGAGGUUGCUUGCCUUACUAACAAGUUCCUCCAGAUAGUUGGCAUUUUCACGGCGCAUGUAAAUACAGUAUUCGGCAUGCUCAUCUGCCGAUCGCAACCACUGCAAUGUUGCUGUGGAGCAUGAACGCCGGACGACUUUCACACUUGUGUCUUCCGGUAGUUUCGGAUAUGGCGAUUGAUCGGUCUGUGUACUGGCCCAUAGAUGGACCGUUUUCGGUUUCGCAUCAUCGUUACUGA